ACGCUCCACCGUCCAUCCCUUUCCACCCUCAUCCUCGCCUCGCCGCGCCGCCCCGCCCCCUCCUCCUCCGCCGCCGCUAAAACCCUAAAACCUCCGCUCAUCCAUGGCGGCGACCAGCGCCGAUCUCGCCGACGACGGCUUCCCGGCGCCGCGCCUCUUCUCGCAGGGCGUCUCCUACACCUACGACGACGUUAUCUUCCUCCCGGGGUACAUCGGGUUCCCCGCCGACGCCGUGGACCUCUCCACCCGCCUCUCCCGCCGCAUACCCCUCUCCAUCCCCUGCGUGGCGUCCCCCAUGGACACCGUGUCCGAGGCUGCCAUGGCCGCGGCCAUGGCCUCCCUCGGCGCCGCCGCCGUCGUCCACUGUAACACCGAGCCCGACCUCCAGGCCUCCAUCAUCCGCGCCGCGAAGUCCCGCCGCCUCCCGUUCGUCUCCUCCGUCCCCUUCUUCUCGCCCGCCUCUACUCCCUCACUCUCCGACUUCGCAGGCCAGGACUAUGGCCUGGUCACGGAGCGCGGCGAUUCACUCUCCAAGCUCGUCGGUGUCGCUGUUGCAGCCGACGUCUCGUCUCGUCAGGCUCCCGUCCCUGUCUCUGAGUACAUGCACCCCGCCCCUCGCUCGGCGUCCGCCUCUUUCGACUUCGAGCAGGCGGCGGCCUUCCUGGCGGACGAAGGUUUGGAUUACGCCCCUCUCGUAUCCGAUGAUGGUGAGGUAAUCGACCUCAUCACCGUCAGUGAUGUGGAGCGCAUCCGGAGCUAUCCGAAGUUAGGCAAGCCAUCUCUUGGAGCAGACGGGAAGUUUGUUGUUGCGGCUUCCAUUGGGACCCGUGAGGGUGACAAGCGAAGGCUGGAGCAGCUAAUUAAGGAAGGGGCAAAUGCAAUUGUGGUAGAUAGCUCGCAGGGAAACUCUAUCUACCAGCUUGAUAUGAUCAAGUAUGCAAAGAAGAUGUAUCCGGAAGUGGACUUGAUUGGAGGCAACGUGGUGACCAUUGCGCAGGCACAGAAUUUAGUUGCUGCUGGAGUGGAUGGACUGCGUGUUGGGAUGGGCUCUGGCUCAAUUUGCACUACCCAGGAGGUUUGUGCUGUGGGCAGAGGACAGGCUACAGCAGUGUAUAAGGUUGCAUCUUAUGCCAAGGAUCAUGAUGUGCCAGUUAUUGCAGAUGGUGGAAUUUCAAACUCUGGACAUAUAGUGAAGGCUUUAUCUCUGGGGGCAUCCACAGUUAUGAUGGGCAGCUUCUUGGCUGGCAGCCAUGAAGCUCCUGGUACUUAUGAGUACAAGGAUGGUCGUCGAGUUAAAAAAUACAGGGGCAUGGGCUCUCUCGAAGCGAUGACAAAGGGCAGUGAUGCCAGGUACCUGGGUGAUACCCUCAAGCUUAAAGUUGCCCAGGGAGUUGUUGGAGCAGUUGCUGACAAAGGUUCUGUGCUGAGGUUCAUUCCUUACACAAUGCAAGCUGUUAAGCAAGGGUUCCAAGAUCUUGGUGCAUCAUCUUUGCAGUCAGCUCACGAUCUUUUGCGGUCACAGACUCUCAGAUUAGAGGUGAGGACGGGUGCCGCGCAAGUUGAAGGUGGGAUACACGGGCUAGUGUCGUACGAGAAGAAGGCAUUCUAGUUCCAGUUCCAGAUUUAUCAAUCAAUCAUCAGAACAAAGCGGGUAUCGCAUGCUACGGACGGAAUCAACUGCCCAAUCUUUACCACCUGAUCAAUGGUUUUCAAGAGCAGCUCACCUGGUUGGACCUGGCAACUCUGUUUUCUCCUGUCCGUAGCAUCAGCAACCACUUACCAUUGCAAUAACAGGAUCGGGUGUAUUCUAACUAAAAGGUUUUGCUAGAGGGGAAGACUGCUAUCCCAUGAUUGCUUCAACCGGUUGAUGAUGUACUUUGCCUUGUGCAAACUGCAAACCCACCCUGUUGCAGCGAAUUCGGCGUCUGUUUUUUUUAUGAAAAGGAAUAAAAUGUUUAGCUUGUACUUUCAGCCACUUCGGCCCCAGAUUCUAUCGUUGCUUGCUUUUGUUUCU
Messenger RNA from Oryza brachyantha (malo sina), 2014 nucleotides. RefSeq names its product inosine-5'-monophosphate dehydrogenase-like. Gene Ontology annotation, molecular function: IMP dehydrogenase activity. NCBI's taxonomy places the organism in Eukaryota, Viridiplantae, Streptophyta, Magnoliopsida, Poales, Poaceae. The record is from RefSeq and is a predicted model, not a curated record. The transcript has 4 exons. Gene Ontology annotation, cellular component: cytoplasm. Bases 104 to 1609 code for a protein of 501 amino acids. Gene Ontology annotation, biological process: GTP biosynthetic process.